Molecule: messenger RNA, 810 nt
Organism: Cyphellophora attinorum
Lineage: Eukaryota; Fungi; Ascomycota; Eurotiomycetes; Chaetothyriales; Cyphellophoraceae
Product: Aprataxin-like protein
Exons: 1
Coding region: 1-810 (269 amino acids)
Biological process (GO): double-strand break repair; single strand break repair
Cellular component (GO): nucleus
Molecular function (GO): double-stranded RNA binding; single-stranded DNA binding; mismatched DNA binding
Source: RefSeq, a predicted model, not a curated record
AUGGAGGAAGCUGCAAACGACACCACCUCUUCAGAGCCUCCAACCAAGAAACCACGCAACGCUUUCACAGAACUCAUGCAAAGAUCGCCACCCUCCAGUAUCAAGCCUCGGCCAUCCAAGCAGAUCAUGACCAAGUUUCCUCGCAAUAUGCAUGAUGUCCGUAAUCAUCUACUACCGUACAUUGAGCAUCCUGAGACUCAGGACCGAGUGAUCAGGUACAACGACGAUUGGGUCCUGAUCCGGGACCUUUAUCCCAAGUCUGUGGUGCACCUACUCCUACUUUGCCGAGAUCCUGCCAAGUACGUACAGCAUCCUCAUGCUGCUGUCUCGGACCCGGUCUUCCUAUCGAAGCUCCGAGCAGAAGCAGAGGAAUGCCUCAAACUAGCGGCUUCCGAGCUUUCGCGCAUCAUAUCACCACAUUCAGCCGCCUGCAAGGCACGACGCCAGGCAAUGGCUUCUGAGAGUCCUCCAGACGAUUUGCCGCCAGGCCGCGACUUCAUCAAAGACUUCCGCGUCGGCUUCCACGCACACCCAUCGAUGAACCACCUUCACCUUCAUAUCAUCUCCAACGAUUCAUUCAGCGAAUCCAUGAAGCAUCGCAAGAACUACACUGUCUUUCAUAGUGACGCGUUUCUGCAACUUGAUCAGCUUCCACUCCCAGAAGGCGACAUACGCAGAGAUGUCGAGUACCAGAAUAACCAGUACAAAGUCGAUUUUGUGUGCUGGAGGUGCGGGAGGGAUUUUGGCAACAAGUUCAAGCUGUUAAAGGAUCACCUCGAGGAGGAAUUCAUGGAGUGGCGCAAAGAAUGA